AUGAAUUUAAUAGCAAAGAAAACAAAUAUUUCAAGUUCUUUCUUUAUUUUCAGAUCCUUAACACAAAAUUAUGUAAAGGAAACGGUUAAUGCUCACGAAGUAGAACAUCAUUCAAACAUGAAAGAUUAUUGGUGGAACAGUGAUGGGCCAUUAAAUGCAUUACACUCUUUUAAUCCAUUAAGAGUUUCAUUUAUUAUAAACGGAUUAACAAAUAUGAAAAAAAUUGAAACGAAAAACAUUGGCACUGGUCGAAGCUUAGAAAAUAUAAAAAUACUUGAUGUUGGUUGUGGUGGUGGACUUUUAACUGAGGCAUUAGCACGUCUUAAUGGAAAUGUGACUGGAAUAGAUCCCAGUAAAGAACUAAUAACAAUUGCCAACAAYCAUUCUGUAAUUCUUAGAAACAAAAAUAUUAAGUAUUUAAAUGAAUCAAUUGAAGAGCAUGCAUUAUCAAACACAGAAUCAUAUGAUGCAAUUGUAACUUCAGAAGUUUUAGAACAUGUAUCCAAUAAAUAUGGAUUUUUAACAAAAUGUGUUGAAUGUUUAAAGCCAGGAGGAUCUUUGUUUAUAACAACUCCCAAUAGAACGGUUUGUUCAUGGUUGAGUGUUAUAGUGAUUGGAGAAACAUUUAAUUUCAUACCAAAAGGUACUCAUGAAUGGGAAAAAUUCAUUUGUMCUCAUGAAUUGCAGUCAAUUUUAGAAAUAAAUUGUAGAUGUGAUACUAUUUCAAUUAAUGGACUGUCAUAUGAUCCUUUUACAAACCGAUGGAGUUGGACUGACUCGACUGAUUUAUCUUAUGCUUUACAUGCAGUGAAAAGUACAUAGCUACUAGUUAUCAACUACUGCCUAGUACCCACCAUUACUUUGUACUAACUAUUAAUUAUAUUAUCAUGCAUUAAUAUUUGCAUAAAUUUAUUUGUUAAGAUUAUAGGACAAUUAAGUUAUAAUUUAAUCAUUUGAAAUUAAGUUUAUAUUUGUUUUUUGGAUAUCAGGUGUACUAGUACUUUUUUACCUCUAUCUAAUAAUAUAACACAUGAAUGAUUUUACCUUUCUUGAAAUAAAUGUGUUUUGAACUCAAAUAUUUUUCAUAACAAAUCAAUAGUAUAAGU
This is a messenger RNA of Diuraphis noxia (Russian wheat aphid), 1106 nucleotides long. It is a transcript of the gene Coq3, whose product is annotated as ubiquinone biosynthesis protein COQ3, mitochondrial. The record is from RefSeq and is a predicted model, not a curated record. NCBI's taxonomy places the organism in Eukaryota, Metazoa, Arthropoda, Insecta, Hemiptera, Aphididae. Gene Ontology annotation, biological process: ubiquinone biosynthetic process. Gene Ontology annotation, molecular function: polyprenyldihydroxybenzoate methyltransferase activity; 3-demethylubiquinol 3-O-methyltransferase activity. Gene Ontology annotation, cellular component: mitochondrion.